Molecule: messenger RNA, 282 nt
Organism: Plasmodium relictum
Lineage: Eukaryota; Apicomplexa; Aconoidasida; Haemosporida; Plasmodiidae
Gene: DLC8
Product: dynein light chain 1, putative
Exons: 1
Coding region: 1-282 (93 amino acids)
Biological process (GO): microtubule-based process
Cellular component (GO): dynein complex
Molecular function (GO): dynein light intermediate chain binding; dynein intermediate chain binding
Source: RefSeq, a predicted model, not a curated record
AUGGCUGAUAGAAAAGCAAAUAAAAAUGCAGUUGUAAAAAAUGUAGAUAUGACCGAAGAAAUGCAAAUUGAUGCUAUUGAUUGUGCAAGUCAAGCUUUACAAAAAUACAAUGUUGAAAAGGACAUCGCUGCUCAUAUAAAAAAAGAAUUUGAUAGAAAAUAUGAUCCCACUUGGCAUUGUGUAGUAGGAAGAAAUUUUGGUUCUUAUGUCACUCAUGAAACUAAAAAUUUUAUUUAUUUUUAUAUUGGACAAGUAGCUAUAUUACUGUUUAAAUCCGGAUAA